GAGAGAGAGAGAGGGUGACCAAACGGAGGGAGGAGGGAGGGGGAAACGGCGUAUGCUUGUAUACAACCCUGAUUUCCAUUUUUUUCCCAACUCGUAAUGUAUUUAAUUCAAGUGAAACGUAAUCAUGACGUGUCGUGUCAUUAAUCUCCUCGCCGCCUCUCCCAAAAUUAAAGGAGGAGGCUGCCACAGAAGUGUGUCCCCCCUCGGCCGAGACACUGAAGAAUGGCAUAACAUCACACUCACUGCUGAAAGAGGAUGGAUUCUCCACCGGAGUGUGUGUUGUCUCUUUCUUGUGAGCAGCCCCAGUCGCCCCCAACACUGCCAUCUUUGGACCACAGUCCCCAAGCCUCCUCUCCUCACACCCAGCUCUCUCUACCCGACAGCCCGGUUGUCCUUCCGAUUCACAGCCCCGAACCUUCCCCUCAGAGCCCAGACACCACGCCUUAUUUCUCCCUCUCUCCCUUCCCCUUGCAUGAGGACAAUAAUAACAGUCACCACGAUGUGGAUGAAGAGGAUGACGAGGAAGGGAUGGAUGGAGUUCCGCCAUCACCGACCCCGGCAGUGGCUUUGUUCCCAGGAGGUGGGGGUCAAGAAGCUGGAUGCAGCCCCUGUUUGGACUCCUCUCCCCCAGACACACCAUCAGCACCAUUACUUGGUUAUGGUGCCCUGGAGCUUGCCCUCUCUUCAGGACAGAGUGGAAAUUGCAACGAUGAGCUAGACCUCCAGCUUUUUCAGAAGGAUACUGUUACCAGGGCGAUACCUGGAGGCGGAGGGGCCUCAUCAGGGCCUGCACUCAGGUUUCCCUGUCAUGUGUGUGGGAAGAGAUUCAGAUUCCAAAGCAUUCUGUCCCUUCACGCUCGAGCUCACAGUCUGGACCGAGAUCGCAGAGCUUCGGCCCUAUACCGAGCUGGACUCCCAUCAGCUCCCCUAAAGCAACACCUCAAAAUCCAGCAGAACCACAAAGACUUAAUCCCGAAUCACAGAAGCCACCCAAGUCAGCGUUUACUGCCAGGGACUCUCAUCCAACAUCUCACAGAAGAAGAGGAUGUCAAUGGUGAGGUCAAAGGUCUUGACGAUGGCCUACACACAGACCAGAACCCAAACUUUUUACUGGAUGACAGCAUACCUUUGACCCCUCCACUUACAGAGGACCCGCUGUCUGUGACCUCUCCCUACUCUUCCACCAUCGGGGAGGGUGCGUCAACUUCUAUAGCGCCUACGUUUCGCUGUCAUGCCUGCAAAGGAAAAUUCCGCACAGCUUCAGAGUUGGCGCGCCAUGUCCGCAUUCUCCACAAUCCAUAUAAAUGCACUCUUUGUCCUUUCUCUGCCAGCCAAGAAGAGAGCCUGGCAUCUCACUUGCAGGAGUGCCACCCUUCCCCUGAGCUACCUGCUUUGCCUCCAGCUUACAAUUCCAGGCCAAUCAUUGCAACCCCUGACACUCCAGUGCCCACCCCAACACAUACCCCAGCCCCAACCCCAAGUAACCCACAGAUGACAUCAGCCACUACAGUGGCUGCGUCCCCCUCACUGCCAGCAUUUCGGUGUGAUACUUGUGGACAGCGAUUUACACAGUCUUGGUUUCUGAAAGGACACAUGCGAAAACACAAGGACUCCUUGGAUCAUAAGUGCCAGGUAUGUGGCCGUGGCUUCAAGGAGCCUUGGUUUCUCAAAAACCACAUGAAAGUUCAUCUCAACAAACUCGGGCUGAAGGCUGGCCUGGGACCCCAUGGGGGACCAGCAGGUGCUGAGCAUCAGUCCAAAAACUCUGCCAGUAAUCAGUCUCUCAACGCUCUCUACUCAAGCCUCCUUCUGGCUCAGCGAGGAGGUGGAGGCAGAGGUGGGCAUGGAAGAUCAGAUAGGGAACCCGGAGGCCGAAUGGGGAUGGGCUUGAGCAAGUCAGCCAUCCUGGGUUAUCUGGGUUUGCCCAAUGAUGGCAGCGGGGCCAGCUGCAUGGAGAGGCUUCAAGCAGUUGCUCAGGUGGCAGAGAUGGGAAAUGGCAGCGGGGGUGGCAUUGGCAGCUCAGGUGGAGGGGACCCUGGAAGAGGAGGGGGAACAACUAGAGGAGGCACUGGUGAAUCUACAGCAACCAUUUCAGAAGGAGGUGAUCAGGCAACUUGGUGGCAGCUCGUGGCUCGCAGCCUGGCAGUCGCUCAGCAGCAGCAGAGACCCCAUCAACAAGGCCAGCAGCAAGGCCAGCGAAGCUCAGGUCGGAGUUCAGUGAUCACGGAGGCCGACCAAGUCAGGGCCUACCUUGGAGGCCUAGAUCCAAGAGAAGAGACUGGAGGAACAGGAGGGCCAUGGGAAUGCCCAGACUGUGGAAAGUUGUUCCGCAGUCUGCAGCAGGUGGUGGUUCACGCUCGUGUCCACACUCAGAGACCCCAAAAAGGAGGUGGCAGUGAAGAGGAGGGGACUGGUAGCCGUAGAGGUUCGGGGCUAGGAAGAGGAGGCAGCGGUGAAGUGAGACAGGAAUCUCAGAUGCACAGCGGUGGAUCCCAACAAAUGGGAGACCUGAGACAGGAAUCUAAACUGAACAGUGGUGGAUCCCAACAAGCAGCAGCAGCUACAGGGUUUCACUCUGUCAUCUCAAGCUUCAAAGGAGAAAAUGGUUUGGCGGCAGUCUCUUCUAUGCCUUCCGUUCACACCAGGGAGCGAGUGCGUGGUAGAGGGAUAAAAGACUGCCCCUACUGUGGCAAAGCCUUCCGCUCUUCACACCAUCUCAAAGUGCACCUGAGAGUUCACACAGGUGAGAGACCCUACAAAUGCCCCCACUGUGACUAUGCGGGUACUCAGUCUGGCUCGCUGAAGUACCACCUCCAGCGACAUCACAGAGAGCAACGCAACGCCUUGUCAGCUGCAUCCAAUUCCUCCUCCUCUGGUCUCACCUCCACUAUCAACAAUCUGACCUCUGGAACCUCUGGAAUAGUCAAGCAGCGCCGAUCUCAACUCAACCACUGCCCAGUCAAUCGAGGGCCAACCGACACUCCCACUUCUCGGCCCAGCCAACAGUCCUGGCUCCUGGGGCUUCCUGACCAGCGGGAGCAUCGGAAAGCCCUUGCAGCUCUAAGGGAUGUCGACUUUGAGACCCAGUACAGGUAUCUCUCUGGGGUUAUGGGGGCCCUUUACCAAGGGGGAAUGGAAGGGGGCUGGAUCAGGGAGUCUCCCCCACCAAAGGCCGCUAAAGUGUCCCGGCGUAAGCCUCUUACUACAAGCCGAAUGGUUCAACCGCCGAGUGACAAGGAAGGACCUGUGACAUCAACUCAGGAGGGUGGGUUUGAACCCCUAGACCUGUCCCGUCGCACUUCACCUGGGGUGGAAGAGGACGGAAGCAUGAGUGUAGGGGAAGGAGGAGUUGUCUGUGGCGGGGAUGGUGACGGAGAUAGUUCAACAGGGGUCAAACUGAGCCAGUGUUUGUUCUGCCCUUUCCGUACGUCAUCAGGAGAGCUGAUGGCCAUGCAUCUCCAGGUCAACCACACCAGUAAGUCCAGGCGCAAAAGAGGCUCUUCAACUCUCUUGGGUGAAGAGAAAGCCCCAAAGUCCACCAAACUGAGAAUGGACCACUCUGACAUCGACCCACUGACGAUAUGGAGUCACAUAAGUGAGGCCCAAGUCCCCACAGAUGAAUGGUCUUCAACUCAGGCCCAGACCUUUAAUGGUCUCUCUGAGCACGCAGCAGAACAUCUGGACGACACUCGUGACCACCCAGACUCCUUGGCUUCAGUAUCAAAGAAUGUAAGAGAUGGUCUUUUGCUCAAGGGGAUGGUGGAGGGGGAGAAAGAGGAACAAGAUGAGGAAUUAGAAGAGAAUUUGGAGAACAGCAGUCUGGAGGAUUCACAAGACCAUGACCUGAGGAUGUCCCUUGCUCUUUCACCAGCCCUGAGCUCUAGCCACAUGGUGGAAGAAGAGGAGAGAGUCUUAACAGAUUAAAAGAUUUUUGGAUGUUUUUAAUUUAAAUCGGAGAAUUGCGUAUAACAUUUCAGCUACACUUGUCACAGAACUGAAGAAGAGUUACAGAGAGAAAAGGCUUACAUAAAGUUUGACCCCUUCAUACCUUUCUGGACAAACUUGAGGAGUGCUGAGAACGGACCUUUCCCAGGGUUUAAAAUAGAACGACAACUGUUACGUUCCUUUACAGCAUUAUUUGUCUACUUGAGUUCUGACUGUGUGGUCCACCACAAAAUAGAGUAAAGUUCCUGUAAAAAAAAAAAAAAAAAAAAAAAAAAGAGCAUGGAGGCAUCUUUUCGGAAUUUUGUAGGCCACUUUUUCUAUUUUUUUUUUCCAAACUUAACUCUAAGAUGGGUGAUUUUUAAAAGAAACAUGUGAAAGAUCUGGGGAAGGUUCUGCAAGAUCACCCCAGAGUCGUGCAUUUAUUCCAUGGUAAUAACGAACUGUAAAUCCCAGAAUAUUAUCGGACCAAGGUGAAGCCAGCUGUGACUGACUUUUGAACAGUUUGAUACCUGAAGCUCCUCCUCGAAGCACGACACACACGGAGGAAAUCUUAUGUUUCAAGCUACAAACUUUAGCUAAGCUAUUUGGUGUUAAUUGAAGGCAUGAGGUAACAGUUGCAGGCUGUGUGCUUUCCCUCAACUCUAUAUCACUGCCUUGUUUGUCAGAAACGUGUUUCUGGACUGUCCUUAAGAAAAAUAGAAAGAAAACCUUAUGAUUUAUUUUAUUUUUUUCAGUUAGUGCCUGUUCAUGUAUGUUGUCCAGAGAGUCUCUGGUAUUCCUGCCCAUGGGGGCACUGAUAGGUCACUCAUUUUAUCUGAAUAUACAGUUUAAAACAAUUUAAGUACACUAUAUUUGUUAAAAGUGGUCCUAGGGUGUUGUGAAUAGUUAAGUUGUAAAAGAAAAGCUUCAUCAUAGCGUAAUGUCCUUGACACAGACUGUAGGUGUUUGUGGCUCAGCUUGAAGAAAAAAAAAAACAAAAUAAAGUAGGUGAUAUAAUGUGACAAAAGGUCAAAAGCUGAAUGAUAAAAAUGGGUCAAAUAUUCAGUGUUUACAAUGCUAGCGGAUGCGGGUUGGGGUUGCCAAGGCAACUCAAAGUCAUCAUAGAUGCGUGGAAGCGAACAAAACACGAAGCGGCCGUCUGUUUGAAGGCUGUCGGGGCGACGCUUGAGCUCCUGAAAAACAAUCAGCUGACACGUUGUUUUAAAGAGACUUAGCAACUGUGUCAAAAAAGAUUUUUUUUCUUUUUUUCUCCAUAGGAGAGAAGAUACAAGGUAGAAAAAGAAAGCAGUAUCGCUGCCAGGCAGGACUUAAUCUGAGAAGUGAACUGUACUCUUGGGUUCUGGUGUCUUUUAGAUGAGUAGAUUCCCUCUCUUCUUGUUUUUUUUUUAUAAGAAAAGAAAAGACAAUGGUAGGAGUAAUUAUUAAAACACUAACAAAUGCAUAGACAUCCCAGUAGAAUAUGUGUAGCUUUUGUAAAGACACGAAGAAAAAAAAAAAACACGCAGACUUUUGUUCAUUUUUUUUCAAGAUGCUUACAGAAAAAGGUUAUCAAUAUAAGUAAUAUUGAUUAUAAUGCUUGUGAGCUAAGACUAGUUGGAAUGUCUAUACAGAGCACUGUGCAAGGUUUGAGUUCCCAAAGUAGUUGUUUUUAUUUCGACUUUUAUUGAUAGACCAAACGUUUUUUCAAUGGCAGUUGUCACUUUUUCCAUUAUCAUUUUAAACGUGUAAAUGUGUGGUGUGUUCGUUAGAGUUGCCCCAUCGAUUAUCGAAGAAUCAGUCACAUGAGUGGUCAGCGUGUCGGAUAUCCAUCCCCUGCACUGGCUGUUACAGGAGGAGAGAAGAAGGAAACAGAAACACAUCUACUGCUACGAAUUAAAAAAAGAAAAAAAAGAAAAGAAAAAAGGAACAUCUCUUAUGAUGAUUUUUUCUUGUGGUUUGAAGAUGUAUUUAUGAAAUGUUUGGCAUUAAUAUCCCCUUACGCCUGUUAACAGUCGCUAUUUAUCCACAUUUUGAUGGGGUAGCCUGCGAUUGCAGCCACACUUUAAUGUGCAUUAAUGUGUUGAUGAGUUUUUAUUUUUUAAUUAGAGCACCUUAUGAGUUUUGUAGUAAAAGUCCCUAAGUGGUGUCUCUUUAACAACUACUGUCAAUGCCACCGUGCCUUCUGUUUCAAGCACUUCCUGGUGUAUUUUGUAAAACUCACCAAAAGCACUUAGCCUAUAUCGACACACUCUCUUUCUUCCUCUCUCAUUCUCAACCCUCCCUAUAUCUUCUAUCUUCAUCUGCCCAUUUUUCUAAUCUUUUUCUCGUGUUCUUACCUCUUGACCCCCCUCUCUCUAGGGAAGCUGUUUUCCUGCCAGCUUCUCUCCCGCUCUCCAGGCCUGUGAGGCCUUAAACAAGGUCACUAGGCCUCAUUAUUGCAUUCUAGCGUGGCUAGACUCUCGGAAGAAUGGACUACCUAACCUUUAGAUGUUUUUUUAAAAAAAAAUCAUUGUAGAUGAACGGUUAGCCUACAUUUUGGUCUUAAUACUAACCCUUGAUAAACCAAAGCCCAAGUCUAAGACUAAUAAUUAAUGUAUUUAAUUUCAUGCGGUGCCAAAACAUGUCCGAUGGGACACUAAAGCAUAUAAAAAUUUAAUAAUUCACCUCUUCUCUUGCUUUCCUUCACUCUCUUUUCUCAUGUGUUCUUUUUUUUUAACCAAACCUUCCUCCCUCUCUUUUUCACGCUUGCUCUCCCUCCAUGUUUGCCCCCUCGCUCUCUCUCUCUCUCUCUCUCGCUCUCUCUCUCUCUCGUCCGUAAACUGUCUAUCUCCAGCACCACUUGAAGGUGACGUGUACUAUCUGGUAUUGAGGCCUUUAUUAGAUUUUUAUUUCAGUUUGUGUGGUGUUCGUUCAAUGCCGUUGAGAUGGAAAAAUGCUCUUAUAAUGAUAAGUAUUAUUGUUUUGGCAUUAUGGUAAAAAAGAAAAAAAAAGAAAAAAACAAGAGAAACGUGUUGUUGAAUGUUGUACAGAUAGCGCUAGAGAUGUUGUGUUUUUUUAAAGAGAGCACAAACCUGAGCAGCGGCCCCCUUCAUCUCCUCCCGUCGGCAGCUGGGAAUAAAAUGGCCUGCCAAUCACUGAAGAUGUCUAAUGACAAAAAAAAACAAAAACAAAAAAAAAAAACAGCACUCUUAAAAUAAACCCUUUUGUCUGAGCAGCGUUCUCCUCAUGAGGUUCGACGUGAAAACGCAGCCUCUGACUCGAAACUCCGUUUCCAAAUUUGUUGCACAGACAGAAAAAUCCUCAUUGAAAGGCUGAAUCAGCGCUCGAGCUAAUCAUUCUGAUUCUGUUGAAGGUAUGAUUCGAGUUGGACAAACACGUGGGUGCCUUCAAUUCAACUCAUCUUAGCUAAGAAGGUCUGAAAACUGGUGGAAUGCACCAUUUCAAAAGAUGACUGUUGCCCUAGUCGACCAUCCAUUUCUUGAUCUCCUUAAACAGUGGAUGAACGCAAGAGCUCAUUUUUACGCAAAACUUUUCCAAACCCUUCCAAACCUUUUUUUGUUUAAGAGCAAUUCUGAAUGUCUAAGGUGCAUUUUACCAUUUUUUGACGGAACCUCCAUUGACUUCUAUUAAUUUAGCUGAGCUAAGAAUAACAAACGAUCUUCAGAGGCACCCUUGAGUUUGUCUGACCACUUUAGACUUCGUCACAAAACGAAUCACCUCUUCAUAUUUGCACACGUCUUUGGGAUUUGUGAUUUACAUAAUGUGAAAAUUGCACCUUAUCUUCUGAUUUUGAAUCUGAAUAUUUUUGCCGAAGUGAUACCGAAUGUGCGAUCGUCUGUGAAGGUUUUUUUGUGAACUGACAAAUCUUUCACGAGGUGAGGGCGGCCAUGCCGGGUUUGGGCUCUUGUGUAGUUGACUGCCAUUGCAGUGAGGGAAAACUGACCUAACAUAGUAGUGACUAAUAUAACUUUGUGGACAGAUAAAAAAAAAAAAUUAAAAAAUAAAAAUAAAACACAUUAGAAAUAAAUAAACACAAACAAAUUAA
This is a messenger RNA of Mugil cephalus (flathead mullet), 7969 nucleotides long. It is a transcript of the gene znf219, whose product is annotated as zinc finger protein 219. Gene Ontology annotation, cellular component: nucleus. The transcript is spliced from 5 exons. The record is from RefSeq and is a predicted model, not a curated record. Bases 256 to 3924 code for a protein of 1222 amino acids. NCBI's taxonomy places the organism in Eukaryota, Metazoa, Chordata, Actinopteri, Mugiliformes, Mugilidae. Gene Ontology annotation, molecular function: DNA-binding transcription factor activity, RNA polymerase II-specific; RNA polymerase II cis-regulatory region sequence-specific DNA binding. Gene Ontology annotation, biological process: regulation of DNA-templated transcription.